AUGUUGUCGCGCUCGCUGUCCGACAAGAUCGCCAGCGACGAGAUAGCCGCCGCUGGAGAUCUACUACGUGACUUAUGGAGCUGCGUCAAUGCUCGCGAGAUUGAUGGAGCUGCUCGCGAUAUUUAUCCCAGCAUAAGGGAUGAGCCAAUGAAGCUAUCCCUGGAAUUUCUGAAAGAUAUUACAAAUGCUUUUGCCGAUGAGAGGAAGCUUGGCAGUGGUACAUUUGGAGACGUUUAUAAGGGGGUGCAAAAAGAUGGACAAGUGAUUGCCGUGAAGAUGCUCCGUUUCAUGUCAGGGAUUGACGAAAAGCAAUUUAAAACUGAAUUUGAGCACCUUAAGAGGCUGAAUCAUCAAAAUAUUGUGAAAUUAGUUGGCUUCUGCAAUGAAGAAGAGCAAGUACUUGUACUCCAUGAAGGGAAAACAGUACGUGCAUUUGAGAUACACAGGGCACUCUGCCUCGAGUUUGUGCCCAACGGAGGCCUCGGUAGGUUUAUUUCUGUGAAGCAUGCUGGACUAGAUUGGUCCUCACGGUUCAAAAUAAUAAAGGGGAUCUGCGAGGGUUUAAAAUACCUUCAUGAAGUUCAUGUAACACAUUUGGAUCUAAAGCCAGACAACAUAUUGCUAGACGAGGAAAUGGUACCCAAAAUCGCGGACUUUGGUUUAUCAAGGCUAGUCGGCGAAGAAAACACCAAGAUGACCCUAUUUCCUCUAGGCACGCUUGGAUACUUGCCACCAGAAUUCAUAACCAAGCAAGUAAUCUCAUUUAAGUAUGACAUAUUUAGCUUGGGUGUUAUAAUAAAAAAAGACGGUGGCUGAAAUUUUCGACUACUCAAACAUUGGUGACAUGGACGACCUGGAAUGUAUUGAGCAUGUAAGAAUAAGUUUAGAUUUACAUUAAUAUUAAACCAUUUUUAAUGUAUGUCACCAGAAAGUUUUAGUCCAAAAUGUCAUUAGUUCAACCUCAACUCCAGAAUUCCUUUUGGAUAUAGGCUGCUAAAAUUUUGCUCUCAAGUUUAGGGCCGGGGAAAGGCAACUUCUAAAACAUGCCCCUUCAAUUAUUUUCUACU
This is a messenger RNA of Triticum urartu, 1067 nucleotides long. The record is from RefSeq and is a predicted model, not a curated record. NCBI's taxonomy places the organism in Eukaryota, Viridiplantae, Streptophyta, Magnoliopsida, Poales, Poaceae.